This is a messenger RNA of Lolium perenne, 1956 nucleotides long. The record is from RefSeq and is a predicted model, not a curated record. Lineage: Eukaryota; Viridiplantae; Streptophyta; Magnoliopsida; Poales; Poaceae.
AUGGUCGACUCGGUGAAGAAGUGGCAGAUGACGUUCUUCUAUGUGAGGAACGAGAGCCCGGCAUUCGACCGGAUAAACCUGACGGACUACAACCCGGAGCCGCCGACUGCCCGGCUCAACUGGGGCGUCAACUGCAAGCCGGCUGACCCCGAUGCGGAGGUAAACAUGCUCUGGAACUUCCUUGAGGAGUGUGUUGCCGAAGAGCGGCUGUGCGCAGCCGACCUCCUCUGCUGCUACGCCUCGCGCCAGGCCCAGGUCGCCAAGCGGGUCAACUCCAUCUCCCAGGCCAAGCUGGCGGAAAACUGGGGCUGGGGGAUGGAGCCCUACCACCGCGCUGAUCUUCCGCCGCUGCAGGCUGAGGACGGCGACCUGGCGCUGAAGAAUUGGACGCCGGAUCACAUUGAUCCGGCUGACCAAGCCGGCGACGACGAGAACCCGGAGGCGGCUGAUCAAGCCGCCCACGGGCAUGAUGACCCGCCGCCUUCCCCGCAGCCGCACGAGGAGGAGCUGGAGGUGGACAUGCCAACCUCUUCGGCACCAAUCCGCGCGGUGCCGCUGGCGGCGAGGCUGCCUGCAACCUCUGCGUCUUCCACGGCCGCGCCCAAGGGGCGGAAGCGGCCCACCGAGCGGACCACCGCCCAGCUUGAGGCGAAGCUGAAGAAGCAGCGCAGGCGGAGCCGAAGGGCCGCCAUCAAGUUUUCCAAGGGCGUCGGCUCCGGCCCGGCCUCUGGAGUUGUGUCGCCGCUUCAGCGGCAAAGGAGGGAGCCGACUCCGCAACCUCUGCCACGCUCGCGCAUGCCACCGAUCAUCCCGCCGCCUGCUACGGGGGCGGGUCUUUCUUCAGCUGCACCUUCGCCAGGUGCAUCCGCCUCCGGCUCUCGGAGCGAGCGGGCUCGCCGCGCCGGCCAACCUUCCAUUGAUGACCUUUUCCCGCGCCGCAGCCGACCUAUCGAGCCUGCAGGCGGAGCUGGCAGGGCCGCGCCGCCAGCCGGGGCCGGCAGGGCCGCACCGCCAGCCGGGGCCGGCAGGGCCGCGCCUGACGUUGUCGUUCUUGACGGCAGCCCAGACACUGUGCUGCCGCUAGAGUCCACCAUCCCCACCGGCCCGGCAGGUCCAGCCGUGCCGCCUCCAGCUUCGGAGCCGGGGAGGGAGGAGUCGGUGAGGCAGGAGCCGGAUCGCCCGGCUGACACGGACGCUAGGACGCUGGUGAAGGCGAAGGGCCCGACGCAGGCGCCUGAGGGGCCGACGCAGCCGCUGGUCAGCCUCCACGUCUCUCCGGCCACCUCGCUGCUGAACGUAGUGUCCGCCUCCGACUCCAGCCUCGGCUCAGCCGGCACUAUGGAGAAGGAGUGGUGCCAGGCCGACGCCGGCGAGGUGACCAGCCGGGAAGGAAGCAAGGGGAGGGCGUCCAUGGAGAUGUUCUUCUCCAGCUUCCGCGCCUAUGCCAAGGCCGCAACCACCGAGAUCGAGAACCGACUGGCGCGGCUGGAGAUGGCCAGCAAGGCGGUCGAGGACAAGCGAACCGCCCUGUACCACCGGCUCGUGGCCAGCUACCACAAGGCCAAGAUCGCGCGGGCCGACAUGGCGUGCGAGCUUGAGGCUGCCAAGGCUGCUGCUGCCUGGGUCCCUCAGCUAGAAGAGGACCUCCGAGUCGCCCGCGCACAAUGCGUUGAGGCCGAGAAGGUGGCCAAAGCGGCAGCUGCCAAGGCGCAGGAGACCGACGGGGAGCUGGCACGGCUGCGCCAGCUCAAGGAGAAGGUGGACGACUUGAGCAAGCGGCUGGAGGAGGUGGACCGGCAGCGCCUGGAGCUGCGCGAAGAGGUGACCUCCAAGUCCAACGAGCUGACGGCCACCGCCAAGCGCUGGGUGGAGGAGAUUAGCUCACUUGACCGUGGCUUGGCGGGCUGGGGGCAGGCAGUGUUUCUCAGCCGGCUGCUUCCAGUCUUUGCUUUUUAA